Messenger RNA from Heterocephalus glaber (naked mole-rat), 5315 nucleotides. RefSeq names its product actin filament associated protein 1 like 1 (gene Afap1l1). The record is from RefSeq and is a predicted model, not a curated record. Gene Ontology annotation, cellular component: cytosol. Gene Ontology annotation, molecular function: SH3 domain binding. Lineage: Eukaryota; Metazoa; Chordata; Mammalia; Rodentia; Bathyergidae.
GCAUCCUGUCUGGGGGAGGGGAUACGAGUCCCGCCGGCCGUCGAGAGCGCGGCGCCACCAGCCGCGCCGGAGCCACUGCGCCCUCGGCCCGCGCCCGGGACCCCGGCGGCGCCAUGGACCGAGGCCGGGUGCUGGAGCAGCUGCUCCCAGAGCUCACUGGGCUGCUCAGCCUCCUGGACAAUGAGGACCUAAGUGACAGCACACUGGAGAAGAAGAUGGCAGUGGCCUCCAUCCUGCAGAGCCUGCAGCCCCUCCCAGCAAAGGAAGUCUCCUACUUGUAUGUGAACACUGCAGACCUCCACUCGGGGCCCAGCUUCGUGGAGUCCCUCUUUGAAGAGUUUGACUGUGACCUGAGUGACCUCCGGGACAUGCCAGAGGAGGACGGGGAGCCCAGCAAAGGAAUGAGCCCUGAGCCAGCAGAAAGCCCACCUCUGAGAACUGUAGCCAACCCUCCUCCGCCACUGCCCAACAAGCCUCCUCCGGAGGACUACUAUGAGGAGGCCCUUCCUCUGGGACCUGGCAAGUCUCCUGAGUAUAUCAGCUCCCACAAUGGCAGCAGCCCAGCCCAUUCCAUUGUGGAUGGCUACUAUGAGGACGCAGACAGCAGCUACCCUACCACCAGGAUGAACGGCGAGCUGAAGCACUCCUACAAUGACUCUGACGCGAUGAGCAGCUCCUACGAGUCCUACGAUGAGGAGGAGGAAGAAGGCAAGGGCCCACAGCCCAGGCACCAGUGGCCCUCAGAGGAGGCCUCUAUGCAUCUGGUGAGGGAUUGCAGGAUAUGUUCCUUCCUGCUUCGGAAAAAGCGCUUUGGGCAGUGGGCCAAGCAGCUGACUGUCAUCAAGGAGGACCAGCUCCUGUGUUAUAAAAGCUCCAAGGACCGGCAGCCGCAUCUGAGGCUGGCUCUGGAUAUCUGCAGUGUCAUCUAUGUGCCCAAGGACAGCAGGCACAAGAGGCACGAGCUGCGCUUCUCCCAGGGGGCCAGUGAGGUCUUGGUGCUGGCACUGCAAAGCCGGGAGCAGGCCGAGGAGUGGCUGAAGGUCAUCCGUGAGGUCAGCAAGCCCAUCACAGGAGCAGAUGGAGUGGAGGCGCCCCAGUCCCCAGUGCUCCAAUGCAAGCUGGACCUGGACAAGAGGCUGUCUCAAGAGAAGCAGGCCUCAGACUCUGACAGCCUAGGCAUGGGCGACAACGGUUCCAGCCUCAGCCGCAGGGAAGCCUGUGAACAUGGCAAAGGGAAGAAGAGCAGCUUGGCAGAGCUAAAGGGCUCCAUGAGCCGGGCCGCAGGCCGCAAGAUCACCCGCAUUAUCAGCUUCUCCAAGAAGAAGGCCCUGGCUGAGGAUCUGCAGAUGUCCUCCGCUGAGGAGGAGGUGCCAUGCUGUGGCUACCUGAACAUCCUGGUGAACCAGGGCUGGAAGGAGCGCUGGUGCCGCCUCAAGAGCGGCACCCUGUACUUUCACAAGGACCGAGCCGACCUGCACACCCACGUGAACGCCAUCGCCCUCCACGGCUGCGAGGUGGCCCCCGGCUUCGGGCCCAGACACCCAUUUGCUUUCAGGAUCCUACGCAACCGGCAGGAAGUGGCCAUCCUGGAGGCAAGCUGCUCAGAGGACAUGGGUCGCUGGCUUGGGCUGUUGCUGGUGGAGAUGGGCUCCAGAGUCACUCCAGAGGCGCUGCACUAUGACUACGUGGACGUGGAGACCUUAACCAGCAUCGUGACUGCUGGGCGCAACUCCUUCCUAUAUGCAAGAUCCUGCCAGGAUCAGUGGCCUGAGCCCCGUGUCUAUGACGAUGUUCCUUAUGAAAAGAUCCAGGAUGAGAAGCCCGAGCACCCCACUGGGGCCCAGGUGAAGCGCCACGCCUCCUCCUGCAGUGAGAAGUCUCAUCGAGUGGACCCACAGGUCAAAGUCAAGCGCCAUGCCUCCAGUGCCAAUCAGUACAAGUAUGGCAAGAACCGAGCUGAAGAGGAUGCCCGGAGGUACCUGGUAGAAAAAGAGAAGCUGGAGAAAGAGAAAGAAACAAUUCGGACAGAGUUGAUGUCCCUGCGACAGGAGAAAAGAGAGCUAAAGGAAGCUAUUCGGAGCAGCCCAGUGUCUCUGGACUCAGGAGCAAAGCUAAAGGCUCUGGAGGAAGCUGUGGUCACCCUGGAAGCACAGUGUCGAGAGAGGGAGGAGCGCCGGAUAGACCUGGAGUUGCGGCUGGUGGCUGUGAAAGACCGCUUGCAGCAGUCUCUGGCAGGGGGCCCUACCCUAGGCCUCUCCAUGAGCACCAAGAACAAAAGUACGGAAACUGCAAAUAAACCCCAAAACAAUGUCCCAGAGCAGUCUCUCCCUGUCAAUUGUGUUUCUGAGCUACGGAAGAGGAGCCCAUCCAUCGUAACCUCCAACCAAGGAAGGGUGCUGCAGAAAGCCAAGGUUAAUUAGGAAUGGGAAAUGAAGAAGACCUAGAAAGAGGAUGAAGAUUUCAUUCCAAAAGAAGUAUCAGCUUGUCCACCUAAGGCAGAAAUGAUUUUUUCCCAGAGACACCAGGAGAAGACUGGAAGUAGCCCCCACUCUCUGGGGCACACAGAAGACUGUCCUUUAUUAGUCUUUGUGAUUUUAGGGGCCUGGGGAAGGAAAAAGCAGAAGGAAAGAGAGGAGUGGAGGGCAUACUUCUGACUUUACAAUGGGUAGAAAUGAGGGUGGAGGGGGACAAAAGUCUGUGCAACCUUAAAGGUUUUGUUAGCUAUCUUUGCCUUCCCUUCUGAAGAAGAAAUGAAAGCACAUGUGAAUAAGCCAUUCCAUCCCAUCUCAGCCUCCCAUUCCCAGUCCUUAAGGCAAAGGAGGGCAAUGCUGAAACAUCAGUGGUGCGGUAUAAAGAGAAAGGACUUGGUUCCGAUCACACUUGUGCCAACCACAUUUCCUGUGGGCAACGCAGAUGGCCUGCAAAAUCGGUAACAUUAUCCCUGCCUGCACAAAAGUGAAUGAGAGCCAUCAAUAACAUGCAAUCCUGCAAUCACUCCUCAUCUGUUUUAGAUCUAAGCAGAGUGCAGCUACUGGAAACUUCUAGAUUUGAAUAUUUUAAAAUCAAAUACCUGAGUACCCAGAGGGCAAAGAGACUUGAUCAACUGAUGUAUUUUAAGCUCACAGUGAUAGGAACAUGAAGUUCUAAUGUCCAUAGGAUGUUGAAGGCAUUGGACAAUAGGGUCAUUUGCUGCCAAGUCAAGUCCUUUAUUUUAUAUGACACUGACACUCCUGGAGCUAUAGUUAGAACUAUGUCUUUGUCCUAAUGAAGUUCUUCUAUCACACUGGGAGGCCCACCACCCUGCCCUUCUGUAUCUGCUAUAAAGCAAAACUAGACAACCAGAGGAUGGUGGUGCUUUGCUGCCACAUAGGUGCUAAGCCUUUUACAAACACUUGAUACUUUUAUAUGUGGUGCAGGACCUCAGGUCCUAAGCGGCCUCUUUUAUGCCACUCACUACUGUCUCACACUCUAGGCACUUUAUGGGUCUGUCUUUAACGUGUUUCUCUCCAAUAAAGAUAAAACCAUUAACUCAUAGAGCUCAACAGUUAGCUCAAGGGGGGAAAACGGGAAGUCCCAAAAGAACUUGUGAACAUUUUGUCAGAUGCUCAACAGUUAAUCCACCUAAAGUUUAACGUACUUCAGCCUAACUGAAACUACCACACUCUGAAGUAGCUGGAGGCCAGAACAGGAAAAAUAAUCUGACCAAAAUCCCCCAGCUGCUCACUGGCAGAGCACAUAAUUUAGGGGUUAUGAUCCAAAUAGCCCUGGGUUUGAAUGCUGCCUUUCCAGUAUACCUGCUGGGUAGCCUUAGGAGAAUCACUGGACCUGAUUUUUGCUUUCCUUAUCUGUGAAACAAGAUUAACUAUUAUACUUUCCCUCCAACUGAUAGGGGGAUUUAGUGAGAUAAUACAUGAGAAGCAUCUUGCUUGAUGUCAGACAAUAGGAAACAAGUCAGUGGUGGCUACAUAAGAAGUCUGACUCAGAAGUCUGUUCUUUCUACUAAGAAGAAAUGACUUUUAAAUGGCAAUUACAGGCAUUAAAAGGCAACCAAUCCAAGCCAGGCAUGCCUGUAAUCCCAUCACUCUGGAGGCUGAGGCAAGAGGAUGGAGUUCAAGACCUGCCUGGACUACAAGAACAAGAACCUAUCUCCAAAAAAAAAAGCAACCAAUCCAAACAUAGUUUUCAUACAAAUCCCAUUUCAGUUUCUCCAGUAACAAAAGAGCUCACAUACUCUGGAUUGCCAAUUUUCUUUUUUAAAAAUACAUAUACUAGGCCGGGGAUUUAGCUCAGUGGUUUUGCCACCUGCUGCGCAAGCGCAAGGACCUGAGUUCAAUCCCCGGUACCAAAAUACAUAUACUAAAUGGCAUCCACAAGAAUACCCUCAAUAUCUGUCACAUUUUUAUGCAGCUAUUUUGAGGUUAAAUCUCUUCUGCCAAUAUAUCUGGAUUCAAGAGGAGAGCCUUUAAAUCAUUAAUAAUUAACAUGUAUGGAGUACGUACCACGCAGGCAUUGUUAGCCAGAACCAAGCCCUAAGCACACAGCCUGUGUAGUCACACAGGGUCCCAUACUCAGAAGGGCCUAUCUGAUUUUGCAUUGUUGCCUUCAUAAUUUUUCCCUUUAAUAAUUUUUGAACAAAUGCUGUUUUCCUCUUGUGCCUUAAAUUACAUAGCUAGUCCUGGCGCUAAUCAGUUUUGCAGGCAUUAUUCCUUUAGUUACCACUAAAAUCCUUUGAGAUGGGUUAUAUUAUCCCACUUUUUGCAGUUCACUUUGAUCUUAGAGCCCUCCUGACUCCAAAGCUCUAUUUCGUGUAUCUCCCUCCUGUUGCACUGCAGCAUUCAGGAGUAGCAUUUAAUAAACAGAUACACUAAUGGCUGCAUGUAUGCAGCACACUUGGGUAAGUUGGCAGCUAAAAGAAAUGAAAGCAAAACAGCUAAAGCACAGGUGCUAAUUCUUACUCUUGUUAAAAUCCCUUAUUUGGUCGUGGGGGUUUUUUUGUUUGUUUUUCCAAACUACAGACCAGGGGGCUGAGGUGAGCUUAAAGCUCCACUCUUCCCAACACUUUGGUCUGUUAGAACCCUCCUGUCACUGGAUACUCACCAAUCACCCUGAGCCCCAGUUUUCUCAUACGUAAAAGGGAUUCAUAACCCCCAUAAUCCCCUCCCUAAGCCAUUUUGCUUUUCUCCUAAGACAUUUUAAAAACAACAAAAACAGGGCCAGGGAUUUAGCUCAGUGGUGCCACCGCCUGCCUCGAAAGUGCAAAGUCCCGAGUUCGAUCCCCGGUACCAAAAAAUAAAAACAUAAGACGUUGGUUAUGA